AUGCAACAAGAAUCCUCAACAACACCAACACUUGUGGCAAGCUCAGCUCUUCAAGAAGCAAGCACUGAUUUGAAAUCGCACUGGGAAAAUGUUUACGAAACCAAAGCAGAUUCACAAACAAGUUGGUUUCAGGAAAUUCCGGAAACUUCAUUGGAAUUAAUAGAAAAGUUUGGUUCCGCUCUCGAUGUUUCUGAUGCCAACAAGACAUUUAUCGAUGUUGGUUGCGGAAAUUCCCAUCUGAGCUAUGAAAUAAUCAAGAGAGAAAAAGUGACAUUUGGCGAAUAUUUCUUGAUUGACAUUUCAAAGGCAGCUCUUGAAAGAAGUCGAGAAUUAAUGAAAGCUUUGAAUGGAUUGGAAAGAGUUUCAUUCAUUGAAAGUAAUAUUUUGAAAUUGGACUCGGUUUUGAAAGAAGAGCAAAUAAUUGACAUUUGGCAUGACCGAGCCACUUUUCACUUUUUGAAUUCUAUGGAAGAUCAAGUUCAGUACUUAAAAAUUAUGUGCAAAUUGUUAAAGAAGGGCGGUUACUUUCUCAUUUCCACAUUUUCAUCAAAUGGUGGACCAACUAAAUGCAGCGGUCUUCCUAUUACUCAAUACGACACUGGAAAAUGGAUGAAAAUGUUUGAGAAUGUUGAGUGCAAGUUUGAACUUGUUGAAAGUUUCGAACAAGUGCAUACUACACCUUUCAAUACUACUCAAAAUUUCCUCUUUUGUAUUUUCAAGAAAGUUUAA
This is a messenger RNA of Naegleria gruberi, 729 nucleotides long. RefSeq lists its product as uncharacterized. The record is from RefSeq and is a predicted model, not a curated record. Bases 1 to 729 code for a protein of 242 amino acids. Lineage: Eukaryota; Heterolobosea; Eutetramitea; Acrasida; Naegleriidae. The transcript has a single exon.